AUGGCCCAGCCCGAUCACGGUCAACCUUCCGAAGAAGAAUCAGAUAACUCUUGUGAUCACAACUUUAGCUGGACCUCACUCCACUCGGACACUUCCGAUGGCUAUUUCACGACGGUUAAGAAACGCCAAACUCAGAACGAAGCAGUAUCGGAUCCUGCAUUGGAGAAAGCUGUCCAUUUCCUCCUAUCUGAUAACGAUCUAAUUUUAGCUUGUGAGCUUGGUGACAAUGAUCUAAUUGAAAAGUUAAUCAGAGAGGGUGUAAACGUAAAUCUGAGGGAUCCGAUCGGUAGAACUGCACUGCAUUUUGCAGUGCACAAUGGUAACAUUAGGGCUAUCAAAAUGCUGCUUGAAGCAGGAGCGAGUACAACUGUAAUGGAUAAUGUCGGUCUGACCCCACUUCAAAUAUGCAUCAUGAGGAGGCCAUCUGUGGAAAUUGCAAAGCUUUUAUUUAGCUACGGAGCUGUCAUUUUACCUCGGGUAAAACCUCUGAGCACAGGAUUAUUUUUACAAUUUACCAUGAUGUGUAUUCCAACACCAGAAGAGACUGAACUUCUUGCUUUGCUCCUUGAAAAAGGGGCCUUGAUCAACGAUCCUAAUGUACCAGGUGGUCGAUCAGUGUUACAUUUCGCUGCUAUGAGCAAUAAUUGCAAGCUCAUUCAGGUCUUAAUCGAACUUGGAGCCGAUAUUUUUGCCAAAAACCACAGGGGUGAGACCCCUUACGAUGUUGCUGUAACUUUUAAGUGUAAAGAAGCAAUGAACUGUUUAAAGGAUCACAUGAAUCUUAGUCCAAGCAAAAGCUGA
This is a messenger RNA of Cydia strobilella, 801 nucleotides long. RefSeq names its product putative ankyrin repeat protein RF_0381. The coding region runs from base 1 to 801 and encodes 266 amino acids. Lineage: Eukaryota; Metazoa; Arthropoda; Insecta; Lepidoptera; Tortricidae. The record is from RefSeq and is a predicted model, not a curated record. Gene Ontology annotation, molecular function: protein binding; transcription cis-regulatory region binding. Gene Ontology annotation, biological process: positive regulation of transcription by RNA polymerase II. The transcript is spliced from 5 exons. Gene Ontology annotation, cellular component: nucleus.